Messenger RNA from Neltuma alba, 1597 nucleotides. RefSeq names its product branched-chain amino acid aminotransferase 2, chloroplastic. Lineage: Eukaryota; Viridiplantae; Streptophyta; Magnoliopsida; Fabales; Fabaceae. The coding region runs from base 124 to 1365 and encodes 413 amino acids. Gene Ontology annotation, molecular function: branched-chain-amino-acid:2-oxoglutarate transaminase activity. Gene Ontology annotation, cellular component: chloroplast. Gene Ontology annotation, biological process: branched-chain amino acid metabolic process. The transcript has 10 exons. The record is from RefSeq and is a predicted model, not a curated record.
CACCAAACCCAGUAGGCCAAUACAAUAGUGAGUCUGUGACCGUACCGCCCUGCGCUGUCUCUGCUUUGAGUGCUUUCUCAUUGCUUCCUCAUUUGACUUCAUUUCAGAGACACGCAGACAGAUAUGGAGACCAGCGCCGUCCUUCCGGCCACUCUACCUACUUCUCCGAUCUGCCCCUCUCGCCACUCUUCUGCGUUCCUUCCUCUACCCUUCGCCAACCUCAACUCUUCCUCGCUUCUCUCUCUCACGCUUCGAAAGCAGUUCCCUUUCGCUUCUCAGAAUGCCAUGCGAGCUGCUUCUCCUCUCAGGCCUUAUGCUUCUCUGUCCGAUGCUCACAGCGGAACAAUUGAUAUCGCCGACAUAGACUGGGAUAGCAUUGGAUUUGGCCUCCAACCUACCGAUUAUAUGUACAUAAUGAAAUGUAAUAAAGAUGGAAACUUUUCCAAAGGUGAAUUACAGCGCUUUGGGAACAUCGAAAUGAGCCCCUCAGCUGGAGUUUUAAAUUAUGGACAGGGAUUAUUUGAAGGUCUAAAAGCUUACCGUAAACAAGAUGGGAAUAUACUCCUCUUUCGUCCAGAGGAAAAUGCUCUGCGGAUGAAGAUUGGUGCUGAGCGGAUGUGCAUGCCAUCGCCUACUGUGGAGCAGUUUGUGGAAGCUGUAAAGGCUGUGGUCAUAGCAAACAAACGUUGGGUUCCUCCUCCAGGUAAAGGUUCCUUGUAUAUUAGACCGUUGCUAAUGGGAACAGGAGUUGUACUUGGUCUCGCACCUGCUCCAGAAUAUACCUUUCUAAUAUAUGUUUCACCCGUUGGAAACUACUUCAAGGAAGGUUUGGCGCCUAUCAAUUUGAUUGUUGAGAAUGAAUUUCAUCGAGCUACUCCUGGUGGCACUGGAGGUGUGAAGACCAUAGGAAACUAUGCUGCAGUGCUGAGGGCUCAAUCUGCAGCAAAACAGAAAGGCUACUCUGAUGUUUUAUACCUUGACUGUGUGCAUAAAAAAUAUUUGGAGGAGGUUUCCUCCUGCAACAUUUUUGUUGUCAAGGGUAAUGUUAUUUCAACUCCUGCUAUUGGAGGGACUAUCUUACCAGGCAUCACUCGUAAAAGUAUAAUUGAUGUUGCUCGUAGCCAAGGUUUCCAGGUUGAGGAGCGACUAGUAUCGGUUGAUGAACUAUUUGAUGCUGAUGAAGUCUUCUGCACUGGGACAGCCGUUGUUGUGUCACCUGUAGGAAGUGUUACAUAUCUUGGCAAGAAGGUACCAUAUGGAGAGGGUGGUGUUGGAGUUGUGUCACAGCAACUAUAUAGUGUUCUUACAAAAUUGCAGAUGGGUCUCAUAGAGGAUGAGAACAAAUGGACCGUUGAGCUGAGAUAGGCAUUAUACAGAUUGCAUCCUUUGCCAAAAUCACAGUCCGAGCUUUCACAAUUCCACUAUGAUUUGGAAUAUAUUCGUUUAGUUUUUUUUUUUUUUUGUGCAUAAUCUUUAAGAGUUUUGAACUUUUAUUCUCAAAUCAAGAAUAUUAUUUGUGAAUUUGCUUAAUUUUACAAGUGUCUUAAUUAUGCUGAAUUUGAAAAUGCCUAAAUAAUAAUGUAUUUCUUCUUACAAA